AUGGCUGUGAACGGAUAUGUUGAUUAUGAUUCGAUAGAUUGUGCUUCUCAAUUUCCUGUUGGAUACAGGUUCGAUCCAACAGAUGAUGAUCUCAUAAGCUUUUAUCUGAGGAAGAAGAUCUAUAAGCAACCUCUUCCACGUCAUGGAAUUCUUCAGUUUGAUGUGUUCCAAACUGAACCAUGGAUGCUGCCAUUUGAUACUAGAAACUCUUUCAGUGAUAGGAGGUACUAUUUCUUUGAUUUGAGGAACUAUAGGUUUGAAAACACGGAAAUAAGAAGAGCUGGUAAUGGUGAAUGGAGAGUGAUAGAAAAACGAAAAGAAGUUUCUCUCAGAAGAAGCAUUUACUUCAUAGGGAGUAAGUUCACUUUUGAGUAUUGGAAGAUGGAGGGAACACAACUUGUGAAAAGUAAAUGGAUGAUGGAGGAGUUUCGCAUCAGUCCAAUUCUUCAUCCUCACAGGAUGUCGUAUUUAGGUGCAUAUCGAGUCUCUAAGAAGAAAGUUACUACUCGAGUUGUGACUAAUUCAAUAAUGGAGGAUGAAAAUGAAUCAGCCAACACUUCUUCUCCAUGA
This is a messenger RNA of Vicia villosa (hairy vetch), 570 nucleotides long. RefSeq names its product NAC transcription factor 47-like. Gene Ontology annotation, biological process: regulation of DNA-templated transcription. Bases 1 to 570 code for a protein of 189 amino acids. Gene Ontology annotation, molecular function: DNA binding. The record is from RefSeq and is a predicted model, not a curated record. Lineage: Eukaryota; Viridiplantae; Streptophyta; Magnoliopsida; Fabales; Fabaceae. The transcript has 3 exons.